GUAAUCUGACGUUCCCUGUCAGAAUCCAGGAAGUGGCUCGCUCGCUUGUUGUUUGUGUUCGUUGGUCGUCUCUCUUGUUUUUUUGUGUCUGAUUUAACACAAACAAACCGCUACGACGGGCCGAAAUGGCGACGUUUAUUUCAGUCCCGUUGAAGAAGUCCUCUGAGGUGGAUCUGGUGAAGCCGCUGGCGAAGUUCGUGACAGCCUCGUACCCAGCGGGAGAGGAGCAAGCGGAGUACGUCCGCGCCGUGGAGGAGUUGAACAAGCUCCGCAGGAACGCGCUGGGAAGGCCGCUGGACAAACACGAGAGCUCCCUGGAGAUACUGCUCAGAUACUACGACCAGCUGUGUGCUGUCGAGCCCAAGUUUCCCUUCUCUGAAAACCAGCUCUGCUUAACCUUCACAUGGAAGGAUGCCUUUGAUAAAGGAUCACUGUUCGGUGGCUCAGUCAAGCUCGCUUUGGCCAGUUUGGGCUACGAGAAGACAUGUGUCCUGUUCAACGCAGCAGCGCUGGCCAGUCAGAUCGCCUCAGAGCAGAACCUGGACAAUGAUGAAGGACUGAAGGUUGCAGCCAAAUACUAUCAGCUGGCCAGCGGAGCAUUCGGCCACAUCAAGGACACCGUGCUGUCGGCACUGAACAGGGAGCCAACCAUGGACAUCUCCCCCGAAACUGUGGGUACCCUGAGCCACAUCAUGCUGGCCCAGGCCCAGGAGGUCCUCUUCCUCAAAGCCACCUCAGAUAAGAUGAAAGAUGCUGUCAUCGCAAAGCUGGCCAAUCAGGCAGCAGAUUUCUACGGCGACGCCUUCAAGCAGUGCCAGUACAAAGACAACCUUCCCAAGUAUUUUUAUUUUCAGGAAGUUUUGCCGGUGCUGGCGGCCAAGCACUGCAUCAUGCAAGCCAACGCCGAGUUGCACCAGAGCAUCCUGGCCAAGCAGAAGAAGCGAUUUGGAGAGGAGAUCGCUCGCCUGCAGCACGCGGCAGAGCUGGUGAAGACGGUGGCGUCUCGCUAUGAUGAGUAUGUGAGCGUUAAGGACCUGACUGAAAGGAUCAAUCGAGCUCUCACCGCAGCCAAGAAAGACAAUGACUUUAUCUACCACGAUCGCGUGCCUGAGGUCAAGGAUCUGGAACACAUUGGCAAGGCAGCGUUGGUCAGAGCCACCACCAUCACACCUCCACUUAGCCAGAAAUUCACAGACUUGUUUGAGAAGAUGGUCCCCAUGGCGGUGCAGCAGUCCAUGAGCAUUUACAACCAGAGGAAGGCUGAGACGGUGAACAGACUGGUGGGAACAAUGAGGGAGGCCACCAAUCUGUGCAACGGAGUGUUGGCAUCCCUAAACCUGCCAGCUGCUCUGGAGGAUCUGUCAGGAGACUCUAUCCCACAAUCCAUUGCUGAGAAGUCCCGGUCCAUCGUGCAGCAGGGAGGACUGCAGACCAUCGAGCAGCUAAUCAAAGACCUGCCCGAGCUUCUGACCCGCAACAGAGAGAUUCUGGACGAGUCUCUGAAGAUGCUGGACGAUGAAGAGACGACAGACAACGAUCUGAGAAGCAAGUUCAACCAGCGCUGGAACAGAACCCCCUCUGGAGACCUGUACAAGCCACUCCGUGCAGAGGGAGCUAACUUCCGCAACAUCUUGGACAAGGCCGUGCAGGCGGACCAGGUCGUGAAGGACCGCUACAGCACCCACUGUGACAUGAUCACCCUGCUGUGUAAACCAGAGAACGAGCUCACCGCUGCCAUCCCCUCUGCCAACCCGACCAAGACACUGCAGGGCAGCGAGGUGGUGAACGUGCUGCGCUCUCAGCUCGCCCAGCUCGACGAGAUUAAGAAGGAGAGGGAGACCAUGGAGGGAGAGAUCAAGUCCGUGACCUUCGACAUGUCUGUUACCUUCCUGACGGCGCUCGCCCGGGACGGAGCCAUCAGCGAGGAGCAGCUGUCUGUCUCCCAGCUUGACCAGUUGUAUGGUACCUACAACCAGAGGGUACAGGCCAGCCUCCGCUCACAGGAAGAUCUGCUGGGACAAGUUCAGACAUCCCACCAGGAGUUCAGCAGUCUGAAACAGUCCAACACGGAGGCCAACCAGAGGGAGGAGGUGCUGAAGAAGCUGGCUUCAGCCCAUGACAGCUACGUUGAGAUCAGCAGCAACCUGCGCGAAGGCACCAAGUUCUACAACGACUUGACAGAAAUCCUGCUUAAGUUCCAGAACAAAUGCAGCGACAUCGUUUUCGCCCGCAAAACAGAGCGGGAUGAACUACUUAAGGAGCUGCAGCAGAGCAUCGCCCGAGAGCCUAGUGCUCCGUCCUUCAACGUCCCCGCCUAUCAGAGCACCCCAGCCGGCCCCCCUGGCAACCCAACCCCUGCACCCAGGACCGUGUUUAAUCCUCAAGCCCAGCAGCAGCCUCAGGCAAAGCCUCAGCCACCAGCCAGGCCUCCUCCACCGAGCUUCACCCCUCAGGCGGCUUCCACCACUCCCACCAACGCACCACCUACUGGCCCUCCUACUGGCCCUCCCACCAGCAACCCACCACCUGUGGCUCCACCAAACCAGGCCCAGGGACCACCUUACCCCACCUACCAGGGUUAUCCAGGGUACUUCCAGAUGCCUAUGGGCUACAACCCCUAUGCUUACGGCCAGUACAACAUGCCCUACAUGCACGUCGCUCCGGGACAGGGUGGCUACCCAGGUGCCCCUCCUGCUGGACAGCCCUACCCUGGCUACCCCCAGCAACCCCCUCAGCAGCAGCCCUACUACCCUCAGCAAUAAUUCUCCUCUCCUCCAUCCCCUCAUUUCUCUUCUCACCAGUUAACACCAAAUAAAAAAAAAUACCCCAGCAAUAACACUUUAUCUCCAUUAGCUCCCUCCCCUCUCAUCUUUUGUUUUCUCUCACUAACAGCAGCUAUAGAAACCCAAAUGAAGGGCGACCUCGGAGCUGCUUUGCACUUCUUCUCUGAAACUCUAUUGUUUGCCACCUCCUUAUUCUCCCUUUCAUCUCGCCCUCCUUUUGUUUUCUAUCCUAGAUCAUGUUUUCUGGGUUCUGACGGCACUUUUCUGAAACUAUCACAACUCCACCGAUGCACUAACCCCUCCUGCUGCCUGUACGGUUAUCUUUUUUUUUAUGUAGUCAUUUUCUAAUUGGUUUAAUAUAAACCCUGACUGGUUUCCAUUGAUAACUGACUUUUUGUCUGGGCUGGACUGCUGUACAACACUCACAAAGGCGCACAGAAGCCGAGACGUCUCCUGGUUUUUGGGCGUAUGUGCUGGGUGGGUGGGCGGAUGGGUGACCAUUACUAGUCACGCCACUGAUGGUAGGGCACAGCCACAUCAUCACUCCCCUGCCCACUCAAUCAACCCCCAGUGCUUCUAUAUCAACUAUAUUCCUAUUUUUGUAAUGAAUACUGAUGCCUCGCUGAUGUAUAAACCUAUAAAAACGAAUGGCCUGUAGGUUUUCUAAUGUAGAUGACGACUGUUGAGAGUUUCUUUGGCUCUUUCUUUUUCUCUUCUCUUCUCUCUCACCCAGGGAAUGUUGGUAUAUUUCUGUGUUACAAUCAGAGGCUGUACAAGUGGGAGAAAUGAUUCUAUUAUAUAAAUAUAUGUAUAAAUAAGACUCUGUAUGUGGUUAACCAAGACUCUGUGUGCUGCACUCUCAUGCUCUUUGUGUUUAUUUUUAUUCCUCAGCUCUAAUGUGAUUAAAAAAAACAACAACAGCCAGACA
Larimichthys crocea (large yellow croaker) is the source of this 3711-nucleotide messenger RNA. It is a transcript of the gene pdcd6ip, whose product is annotated as programmed cell death 6 interacting protein. The record is from RefSeq and is a predicted model, not a curated record. Gene Ontology annotation, molecular function: protein binding. NCBI's taxonomy places the organism in Eukaryota, Metazoa, Chordata, Actinopteri, Sciaenidae. Gene Ontology annotation, cellular component: endosome. The transcript has 18 exons. Gene Ontology annotation, biological process: mitotic cytokinesis. Bases 126 to 2762 code for a protein of 878 amino acids.